This is a messenger RNA of Camelina sativa (false flax), 4536 nucleotides long. NCBI's taxonomy places the organism in Eukaryota, Viridiplantae, Streptophyta, Magnoliopsida, Brassicales, Brassicaceae. The record is from RefSeq and is a predicted model, not a curated record.
AUGGUGGACGGUAUUCCUCAAACCGGAAAUUUUCCGACGAACCCGAACAGCAACCUUGCUGCGAAUCCGAACGGCAAUCAUGCCGUGAACACGACUGAAGUAAGGCGAACGAUUUCACCUUAUGAUCUGACCUCUGCUGAUAAUCCAGGGGCUGUCAUCUCUCAUCCAUUGUUGAAGGGAGAUAACUACGACGAGUGGGCUUGCGCAAUGAAGACGGCGCUUUGUUCUCGCAAAAAAUUUGGUUUUCUUACGGGGGCAAUUCCUCGGCCUGACGAAGGAUCUUCGGAUUAUGAAGACUGGUGGACUAUUCAAGCACUUCUUGUGUCUUGGAUCAAGAUGACAAUUGAUCCUGCGCUUAAGUCCAACAUCUCACAUCGAGAUGUCGCUAAGGAUCUUUGGGAUCACUUGCAGAAACGCUUCUCAGUGAUGAAUGGACCACGACUACAGCAGAUCAAGGUUGAGCUUGCAAGCUGCAAACAAAGAGGUUUGUCUAUCGAAACGUACUAUGGAAAGCUAACGAAGAUCUGGGAUAGCAUGGCAAUUUCUCGUCCUUUGCGUGUCUGCAAAUGCGGCAAAUGUGACUGUGAUCUUGCUACUCUUCAAGAAAGAGAUCGUGAAGAAGACAAGGUUCAACAAUUCCUUUUUGGUCUUGAUGAUACUUUGUUCCGUACGGUUCGUUCGAGUCUUGUCUCUCGCCACCCGGUCCCAUCAUUGGAGGAGGUGUAUAAUCUGGUGAGGCAAGAAGAAGAUUUGAUUCUGAAUGGUACCAAGGCGUUGGAGGUUCAGCCGGAUGUCAGUGCCUUUGCUGUUCAGCUGCGGUCUCGUACGGGAUUUUCUCAACCCCGGAAUGAUGAUAAAGACAAGGGUGUUGUAUGCAAACAUUGUAACCGGACUGGCCAUGUCUCUGACAGGUGCUAUGCUGUCAUUGGAUAUCCAGAAUGGUGGGGUGACCGUCCGCGUAGCCGGUCUUUGCAGAGUCGCGGUCGCGGAGGAGCAAGUUCUAGUGGAGGUCGAGGUCGUGGUUCUCAUGCUUAUGCUAACUGUGUGAGUGUUCCGCACAUCGACACAACUCACCAAGCUAAUCAUGUGAUCACGGAUCAGGAUCGUGAUGGUGUAAGCGGCUUGACCGAUGAUCAGUGGCAAACUAUUAAGAAGAUUCUUAAUGCUGGAAAGGGUCCCUCUACAGAGAAGUUAACGGGUAAGUCUAUCUAUCCCUCUUGGAUUAUGGAUACAGGGGCUUCUCAUCAUUUGACGGGGAACUUAGAUGUUUUGACAAAUAUAAGAGAUAUGGCUCCAGUUUUAAUUAUUUUGGCUGAUGGUAGAGAACGAGUAUCUGUCAAGGAAGGAACCGUUAAAUUAGGAUCUGAUCUGGUCAUGCAGUCUGUGUUUUAUGUAGAAGGCUUUCACACAGAUUUGAUUUCAAUUGGUCAAUUGAUGGAUGAGAAUCGAUGUGUUUUGCAAAUGUCUGAUCACUUUCUUGUGGUCCAGGACCGCACUUCGAGGAUGGUGAUUGGGAUGGGUACUAGAGCGGGUGGGACAUUUCACUUUCGCAGUAUGGAGCUUGCGGCAUCUGUCACUACAAAGGAGGAAAAAGAAUAUGAGCUGUGGCAUAGUCGCAUGGGACAUCCUUCGGCGAAAGUUGUGUGUCAACUUCCUGCUAUUUCUGUUUCUUCUAUGCAUUUGAAUAAAGCUUGUGAUGUAUGCCUUCGUGCUAAGCAAACUCGACAGUCUUUUCCCUUAAGUUUGAAUAAAACAGUGCGCAUCUUUGAAUUGAUACAUUGUGACUUGUGGGGACCUUACCGGACAACAUCUCAUUCUGGAGCUAAGUAUUUUUUGACAAUAGUCGAUGACUACUCAAGGGGUGUAUGGCUGUAUUUGUUGGUUGACAAAACAGAGGUUGCUCGGCAUUUAAAGAAUUUUCUUGCCUUCACGAAACGUCAAUUUGGUGAAGACGUUCGAACCGUACGUAGUGAUAACGGCUUGGAAUUUUUGUCUAUGACAAAAUUCUUUCACGAACAAGGCAUAGUUCAUGAACGUUCCUGUGUUUAUACACCGGAACAGAAUGGGAGAGUUGAAAGAAAGCACCGGCAUAUCCUCAAUGUCGCGAGAGCAUUACGGUUUCAAGCACAUCUUCCAUUAGAGUUUUGGGGGGAAUGUGUUCUCACGGCGGCUUACUUAAUCAACAGGACGCCGAGUCCAGUGCUCAACAAUCAGACUCCGUAUGAACGUCUUCAUAAGAAACCACCACUUUAUGAGCAUUUACGGGUUUUUGGCAGUCUCUGUUAUGCAUAUAAUCCGCGACGUCACGGUGACAAAUUUGAGUCGCGAAGUCGGAGGUGUGUUUUUGUGGGUUAUCCACACGGUCAGAAGGGAUGGCGAUUAUUUGAUAUAGAAGCAGCAGAAUUUUUUGUCUCCAGAGAUGUUGUAUUCUCGGAGGUUGAAUUUCCCUUCUCCUCGAGGUCUUCUACGUCGGUCACAGUCGUGAAUGAAGAAGACAAUCCACAGUUAUGGGCUUCUCACUCUCCUGGCCCAUUUGGAGACCAUGAACAGCCUUUACAAGUAAGUCCAUUAAAUUUAAUAGGCCCAACUUCAACAGGCUCUGGCCCACAUGACAACCCAGCUCCCACGUCACACGAUGCUCAUUCAUCUCCAUUGCCGAUUCCCGAUUCUUCCUUGCCGGCGACACAUGAUCCACGAGGCUCCUCGUCAACAGCUUCCUCGACACCUUCUUCUUCCUCUCCGGUGCCGAUUCCCGCUCCUCCGCCUCAACCUUCACGACAACCCCCACCGUCCGUCGCUGUUGUUGCUCCGCCGGCUCUGCCUCCUCCUCGACAGAGUCAACGGAAACGUGAACCACCAGUGACUUUGAAAGACUUUGUUGUCAACUCCGCUGAAUGUGAAGUUUCUGAUAAGGUACGCUAUCCAAUCUCCAAUCAAGAUACAAAGAAGCGUUUUUCAGGGUCUCAUGUUGCUUAUAUGGCCGCAAUUGCAACUGCUCGAGAACCACGUUCGUAUAAAGAGGCAGUGGUAGACAAACGAUGGAAUCAAUCUAUGACUACUGAGAUUGAUGCGCAAGAAGCAAAUAAGACUUGGUCAGUUGUGGAUUUACCUCCUGGAAAAAGAGCUAUUGGGUGUCAGUGGGUCUACAAAGUUAAACAUAAUUCGGAUGGCUCGGUCGAACGCUAUAAAUCUCGUCUUGUUGCUCUUGGCAACAAACAAAAAGAGGGUGAAGACUAUGGUGAAACCUUUGCACCGGUUGCAAAGAUGGAGACUGUUCGACUGUUUCUUGAUGUUGCUGCAAAACGUAACUGGGAAAUUCAUCAAAUGGAUGUCCACAAUGCGUUCUUACAUGGUGAUCUGCAGGAAGAGGUUUAUAUGAAAUUGCCUCCUGGAUUUGGUGCAUCUCAUCCUAACAAGGUAUGUCGACUUCACAAAGCUAUAUACGGUUUAAAACAGGCUCCCAGAUGUUGGUUUGAGAAGUUAACAACUGCUUUGAAGAGCUAUGGGUUUGUGCAGUCUCUUUCUGAUUACUCUCUGUUUACUCUCACGAGAGGUCUUGUUCACAUCAAUAUCUUGAUCUAUGUUGAUGAUUUGAUCAUUGCGGGCAGCUCUCCAAAGGCGACUCAGGAUUUCAAAGAUUAUUUGUCUUCUUGUUUUCAUAUGAAGGAUUUGGGGCCUUUGAAAUAUUUUUUGGGGAUAGAAGUUGCUAGAAACGCCACCGGCAUCUAUAUCUGUCAACGAAAAUAUGCAUUGGACAUCAUAUCUGAAACUGGUUUGAUGGGUGCUAAACCAGCGGCAUUUCCUCUAGAGCAAACUCAUGAUUUGUUCAUGAAUACUUCUCCACUUCUUCCUGAUCCACAGCGGUAUCGCCGGCUGAUAGGCCGUUUGAUUUAUUUGGCUGUGACAAGACCUGAUCUUGCUUUUUCGGUGCACAUGUUAGCCAGGUUUAUGCAGCAACCUCGUGAGGCACAUUGGGAUGGGGCGCUUCGUAUUGUUCGAUAUCUGAAAUCUGAUCCGGGACAAGGUAUAUUGCUUCGUAGCAAUGGAGGUUUUCAAAUCACUGGUUGGUGCGACUCUGACUACGCAACAUGUCCAUUCACACGUCGAUCCGUAACCGGUUUUAUUGUUCAGCUAGGGGACUCACCGAUCUCUUGGAAAACAAGAAAACAGGACACAGUGAGCAAGUCUUCUGCAGAGGCGGAAUAUCGUGCGAUGUCUUUUCUUACUUCUGAAUUAAAAUGGUUGAAACAGUUGUUGUUUACACUUGGGGUGCGUCAUGAUCAACCGAUGGUUGUGUGUUGUGACAGUCAGUCGGCUAUUCAUAUUGCUACCAAUCCGGUCUUUCAUGAACGGACCAAACACAUAGAGAUUGACUGUCAUUUUGUUCGUGACGAGCUUGUUCGUGGCAAUAUCACCUUUCGGCAUGUGGGUACUGCCUAUCAACUAGCCGAUAUAUUUACAAAACCACUUGGGAGAGAUUCUUUUGCGAGGUUUCGUAUCAAGUUAGGCAUACAAAACCUGUAUGCUCCAACUUGA